AGAAUACAAGAAAUCAGAUAUGAUGUUUAGCCUGAGAAAUCAGGAAACAGCCCGGGAAACAACACCAGGGCGGCCACAAACUCCAAAUACACUAGCCAGUUACAUAUUGAUCGGAGACUGAAAACUGAAAACCAGAAUGCGGUCACAAACUCCAAAUACAGAGAACUUUCGUGGCAAGUAAGCAUAAUUAUCAAUUAGCUAGAAAGGGAGAAGUAGGUGAUCAGUUGAUUCAAGCUUUGACCUAUGAAAUUAAGCAGAUGAAUAUGAAAACUCAGAAACUCUGAGAUCGUUGAUUCCCUCACCGGUCUUUUUCUCUUUGCAAUUGCAAAGGGAACCAGUCUUAUGUAGGAUCGUGCAGGCCACCUUCUCAGUUGUCACGCGCAUGCACGUGACCCCCACGCAAUAACAAAAACCCUAAUUCCCAAGACCGACACAUACCACCUUAAUUCCCCCAUCAUUUCCAUCUCACCUAUUCUCUCACUCAGAGAAACACACAUAAGCCUUGAACUUCAGGUCCUUCCUUUAACAAAAGCACACACCCGGCCACCUCCUUAAGUUAACCCUAAAACCAGAACCUUUGUUUUUCCUGAUCUCUCUCUUACACUACACUCUUUAUUAGUUGCUCACAAAAAGAGUGCUUUCUUCCUUGUAUGUCUGUAGUUCCUUCUUCUUCGAGCUAGCUCCUAACUAGAGUAUAAUUAAGAACAUGUCGAAUCCGUGGUGGGCUGGUCAGGUGGGUUUAACCGGAGGACUGAAACACGAAGGCUCAGCUGGCAGUAGCUCUCCGAUGACGUUAAUGAAACCAGAUCUGGGAAUCUCCAUGAACAACAGCUCCACCAGCCACCUCCUGGGUGGUGGGGGUGGAUCAGGAUCAGCCGGGGACGAAGAUGAUGACAGGGACAACGUCAGCGGCGACGACCCCAAGGAGGGGGCCAUCGAAGUCUCAGGCAGCAACAGGCGCCCGAGAGGGCGCCCUCCGGGGUCUAAAAACAAGCCGAAACCUCCCAUCUUUGUCACAAGGGACAGCCCCAACGCCCUCCGGAGCCACGUCAUGGAGAUCGCCAACGGCGCCGACAUAGCUGAGAGCGUGGCGCAGUUCGCUAGGGCGAGGCAGAGAGGCGUCUGUGUGAUGAGUGGAAGCGGAACCGUCACCAACGUCACGCUAAGGCAGCCUUCAGCUCCCGGAGCGGUCAUGGCCCUCCAUGGAAGGUUCGAGAUUCUUUCCCUGACCGGAGCGUUUCUUCCCGGGCCAGCACCGCCGGGGGCGACCGGAAUGACGAUAUACUUGGCCGGCGGGCAGGGGCAGGUCGUCGGAGGAAGCGUGGUGGGACCUCUUGUAGCUUCAGGACCGGUCAUGGUAAUAGCAGCCACUUUCUCUAAUGCUACUUAUGAAAGACUGCCCUUGGAUCAAGAGGAGGAUGAUCAGCCGCCUGCUCCGAAUUCGGGGCAGCCGGGUGGAGGUGGCUCAUCGCCACCCGGUAUUGGUGGAAGUUUGGGAGAUCCGAAUUCAUCUAUGCCGCCCGGGGUUUACAAUUUGCCACCAAGUUUGGUUCCCAACGGCGGAGGGCAGUUGAGCCAUGAAGCAUAUUCAAAUUGGGCUCAUGGUGGAGGUAGACCUCCAUUUUAAUCGAAUCAGCCAAAGAGUAAGAUGCUCUACUCUUUGAAAUCUUAACUUUGAGAUCGAGAUGAAGAAUUGAAGGGAAUUAAUUAGGUUGAGCUAGCGGUCUCUGCAUGUAUUUCUAGCUGUAUUCUGUGCUUGAACUUUAUUUAGAGGUAUUGAAGAAGAAGAUGAUCGUCAUCAUGAGAAGUACUAUGCUCUGUAUAUUUGCAAUAACGAUAUAUGCUAGAAGCUCUCACUUUGCAAUUCAUAAUCAUCAUCCUUGUCGAAAUUCUC
Molecule: messenger RNA, 1894 nt
Organism: Fragaria vesca subsp. vesca
Lineage: Eukaryota; Viridiplantae; Streptophyta; Magnoliopsida; Rosales; Rosaceae
Product: putative DNA-binding protein ESCAROLA-like
Exons: 1
Coding region: 707-1627 (306 amino acids)
Cellular component (GO): nucleus
Molecular function (GO): DNA-binding transcription factor activity; minor groove of adenine-thymine-rich DNA binding
Source: RefSeq, a predicted model, not a curated record